Paramuricea clavata is the source of this 12479-nucleotide messenger RNA. The record is from the annotation of a GenBank genome assembly. Lineage: Eukaryota; Metazoa; Cnidaria; Anthozoa; Malacalcyonacea; Plexauridae.
UCCAGGGUCCGUGGGCGUCGACUACGUCGCAACGUUUAACAACACAAAUGGAGUAAAUAAUCAAAAUUUACAGCAAGAAUUGAUCAAUACAUUUAACUAUACAAAUAAUGGCACAUUUCUUGGUGGAAGCGACCUUCAACUGAGCCUGGAGACUGAUCCAAUAAAAGUGGCCGAGGAGGCUUUGACAUUUCAAGGUAGCUGUGGCAUGCAAUCUGAUAUAAAGCCUAUUAGUAUAAAUUUUUCAAACCAAAUGAGCUUCUGCGCGUUUUAAUUGGCUAGUUGACCAGUGAAUAUGACGCAAUAUUUACUAGCAGACUGGUAAAUAAUUCUUUUCAAAAGAAUGGUUCGGCAAACUUGCUUUCAAAAUCGAUAAAAUAUUGAAAAUUUCGUUCUCAGAAAACAAUCCCGACUGUUUGCAAAAUCUUGCCGUGAUAUUGUUUUAAAACCAAUUUGUUUUGUAUUCUAUAUACAUGUCAUGUUUUUAUUGUGCUGUACUGUAUCCUGACGCUCUAAAUUGUAUUUUUGAAACUUCCAAAGUGAAAAGUUUACUAUGCAGAAUUUUUUUUCAAGCAACAGUUUCAUUUUACCAAAUGUUUCAGCCUUUUCCUUAACAAACCUGACCAGAAACUAUUUUUUAAUUCCAAGUCUAGUGGAAAAGUAAUUCUGUCAUUGUGUUUUGUAUGCUAAGCAGAGAUUCGUCGAUAAAAACAACUUUGUAAUAAAGCAGUAAAAUCGCACAGGAACACCAAAAACGUCGUUUCAACUUUAUCCUUGAAAUUUACAGUGAAGCCAUUUUGAAAGCUUGUGCGCAGGGCCUCCCAGAGAGGGGGGGGGGGACAAAGGGGUGAAUUUGCCUCGGACCCCAAGUUAAAUUGCAGCCAAGAUUUGUAAAAGGCGGGCACAAAGGUGUAACUUUUGAAAAUGGUAUCAGAAAAAUAAUAAUAGUAUGGAGAAAAAUUUUUUGACCUGUACUGGUAUUGGUCCAGAAAAAUGUGUUUUACUCGUGUUUUUACAGGUAUUGUACAGGUAUUUUUCCAGAAACAUUUCUUGAACCUUUUUUUUUUGGCAUGUUGUAAAACAUGGACUGGACCUUGGACUGGACUGGACCUGUAAACUAUGGACUGGACUUGUAAAACAUGGACUGAACUUGUAAAACAUGGACUCUUGUAAAGCAUGGACUCUUGUUAAACUUGGACUUGUAAAACAUGGACUUGUAAAACAUGGACUUGUAAAACAUGGACUUGUAAAACAUGGACUUGUAAAACAUGGAUUUGUAAAACAUAGACUUGUAAAACAUGGACUUGUGAAAUAUGGACUCUCGUAAAACAUGGACUCUUGUAAAAUAUGGAUUCUUGUAAAACAUGGACUUGUAAAACAUGGACUUGUAAAACAUGGACUUGUAAAACAUGGACUUGUGAAACAUGGACUUGUGAAACAUGGAUUUGUAAAACAUGGACUUGUAAAACAUGGACUUGUAAAACAUGGACUUGUAAAACAUGGACUUGUAAAAUAUGGACUUGCAAAACAUGGACUUGUGAAACAUGGAUUUGUAAAACAUGGGCUUGUAAAACAUGGACUUGUAAAACAUGGACUUGAUCUUCGAGCGAAUUUAUUAUCAAUGAUGUGUUUCUCUAUAUGUACACGAUAGAGAAACAGGUAAAAAUACACGUAUUAUUCUGCUGUGCUCGCUUGCGCCUGCCCCCCACCUUAUUUUGCCCCCGAAAUUGGACAGAUAAUAACGAAAUAGAUUGGACCGAGUCAACAUAAUUUAACUUCGAAAAUAUUUAAUCCUUUUUUGCAUAUCUAUGUUAAAUAGGUUUUUAACUAACAUUUUGACAAAAAAACUUCACUAUUUGCUGGCAUGCAUUUUCUAUCAUGGGUAGAAUGUUGUUCUUAAGCUAAAUUCAGUUGCAAAACAUGAAUUUCGAUAGACAUAGUUCACUAACUAAACAAAACGAAACUCAUAACAAAACAUUUCAUUGCCCUUAGUGCCUAACAAAUAUUACUGGUAUCUAUUAUUAAAUAUUCAAUCGUAUCCGUGUGAAAAGAAUUAAAGCUUGGCUGUAGUAAUGUCCGCAAAUGGAAAUUGGCAACACAGUCAAUCAAGAUAACAUGGUAUGAUGAUGAAUAUCAAUCAAUGAAUCUCAAUUGGCCAAGAGAUAGAAUUUUUGCGAUUGAGCUAUUAUUGUAACUAUUCAAAAUUUGAUCAUUAUACGUUUUUUUUUUUAAUUUUGGAGUUGGUAGAACUGCACUCCUUUCUUUAACGGCUUACGAUAAAUAUCCCUCCGUGCAUGUACACUAUAUAUCUAGUACGGUAGAUUUAAUAAUGCCUAUUACUAAAACAAGUUACUUAUUUCGUAAAAAUGUAUCUAUAUGGUAUCGGGUGUCCCCAAAAAACUUUACCUGUUUGAUUUCAUAUAACGUACAACAUAAGAGCUGUCGAACUAAAAUAAACUCCAUUGCAUGUAGAAAGGGCUAACUUACAGUAGACUUUGAUAUAAGUUGACGAUGAUGCCAUUGUAGGCUGAAUUGGAACACUUCACGAUGACGCCAUUGUAGGCUGAAUGAAAACACUUGACGGUGACACCAUUGUAGGUUAAAAGGAAACGCUUAACGGCGCCAUUGAAGGCCGAAAGGUACGACUUGCCAAUGUUACUUCACGAUGAAAACCAUAGAUAUGCAAAAAAGGAUUAAAUAUUUUCGAAGUUAAAUUAUGUUGACUUGGUCCAAUCUAUUUCGUUAUUGUCUGUCCAAUUCCGGGGGCAAAAUAAGGUGGGGCAGGGGCAAGCGAGCAUAGCAGUAUAAUUCGCGUAUUUUUACCCGUUUCUCUAUAUAGGUGUACAUAUAGAGAAACAUAUCAACGAUAAUAAAUUCGCUCGAAGAUCAAGUCCAUGUUUUACAAGUCCAUGGUUUACAAGUCCAUGUUUUACAAGUCCAUGUUUUACAAGUCCAUGUUUUACAAGUCCAUGCUUUCCAAGUCCAUGCUUUACAAGUCUAUGUUUUACAAGUCCAUGUUUUACAAGUCCAUGUUUUGCAAGGCCAUGUUUUGCAAGUCCAUGUUUUACAAGUCCAUGUUACAAGUCAUGUUUUGCAAGUCCAUGUUUUACAAGUCCAUGUUUUACAAGUCCAUGUUUUACAAGUCCAUGUUUUACAAGUCCAGUCCAUGUUUUACAAGUCCAUGUUUUACAAGUCCAGUCCAUAUUUUACAAGUCCAUGUUUUACAAGUCCAGUCCAUGUUUUACACGUCUAGUUCAUAGUUUACAAGUCCAGUCCAAGGACCAGUCCAUGUUUUACAACAUGCCUUUUUUUAAAUAUCUGGAAAUGUUUUUUAUCCCCCCCCCCCUCCCCUGCUCGCCAACAUUUUUUGGAAAAAUUAGGGGCCCCGAAUUAAAUAUAUGCCCUGGACCCCCGAAUUUCUCUGGGAGGCCCUGCUCAUGCGUACAAGAAACACUGCAAUACUAAAAUAAUUCUUAAUUAAACUGGUAUUUGGACAUGUUGUUUUAUUUUGUUAAAAAAAUAUACUAAAACAAUUAUUUGCCUCAAGCUCAGUGAUUAUCGGUGAAAAUUUACCUCGACUACGUCUCUGUGAAUAUUAUAGAAACAACUAGAAGUUACUAUCGCAAGGAAAUUGCUGCCUCACCCCCAAGGGAUGCCACCAUGCGCAAUUUGCUGAAUAAGGGAUUGUUUAUAUUAAGAUCCAGCUUUGCCAGGACGAGACAUGAGGCGGGAUGAUUUCGAUGCAUUGAAAUGAAUCACAGUGCACCAUUCAGCAAAAACAAUUUCCUAGAGAUAGAUUAUAGUUAACUGUAAACGAAAUGUUGUUCAAGCAACAAUAAUAAUCUUCUUGAACUACAAGAUCUUCUCUACAAUAUUUGGGUUCUGUUAACAAGCAUUUAAACUUUUGUUUAGCCUAGUGACUUAUUCAAAUACAUCAAAAAUUAUCCCACCAUGUAAACAGCCCUAAGACACCUGUUUAGAAAUCAGGAGAUAGGAAAAGUGCAAUCUGAAUAUCAAACACCUUGCACAAGGUCAAAGGUCAGCUAAAUAUUCUAAUUCUACUUUCUUGGCAUGGGCAGUUUUAUAUGAAUACCUUCAACACUUAUAACUUCUUGCUUUUGUAUGUAUAAUUAUAACACUGUCAGUGGUGAAGCUAGCCAGCAAACAGGUCAUGCUAUGCGAGUUUUUAAUGAUUUGCAUUAUUCAAAUAGAUGCAGGUUUGUUGGCGUGGCAUGACCAGUUGCCAUGGUAGCUAGCUUGCCACUGAAUACUGCACAAAAUCAUAUUAUAUAUAAACAAUAGUAAUAUUUGAAUGAAUCAUUGGACAUGUAGAAUUUAAUAACAAUUUCACAUAUAGAAAUAUCAGGCCUUAAAAUAUCGGUCGGUCACAGACAUUGUCUGACCCAUUCAUGAAAUUGUCCGAAGUACAGUAGAGUGAGGAAGCCACCGGAUAUUCUGUCAACAUAAGUGAUACUGGGGUUUACUGUUUGUCCGACCCGAGUGUAUAGGUGUCCGACCGAACUGUAGCUUUGUCCAACGUAAAUCAAUCCGCAGUAAGGCUCGUAUGGUAAAUGGAAAAUCAGAGGACAAUUGAGUAUUGCAUAAAAAGUAAACUGCAUGGAAAUGUUUUAACGUAGGCUGAUCGAGCGCGGGGCGGCAACGUGCUAGCGAAAUUGUGAAGAGGAAAACGGGCUUAAGUUGUCGGAAUCUUACUGCUGUUCUUGCAAGCAAGUUAAUUUUGGCUUGGAAAUAAGUAUGAAUGACACAAAUUAUUUAAUAUCUUCACAACAUUUACCGUUUAGAAUUAAUACAUUGUGCUGAUAUUCAUUUGUGUCAUUCAGACUUAUUUCCGAGUCAAAACUGAACUGAAGGUUAUCGGACAUAUGUCCGACCCAAACUUAACGUCGUCGGACAUUUUGUCAGACAGCCCUGUAAAAGAUAUUUUAAGGCCUGAAAUAUAUUAAGUCAGUUUUUGUCCCAAGUAUUGUUUUUAUACAAUAAUGGCACCUUCAAGGCUACUCCCCCAUUGCAAAACAACUGAAAAAUCUGCUGAUGCCUGAUGGAGAGACAAAAUCUAUUUGUUGACACUUUUGUUUCAUAUGAUAUGUCCACUUCUGAUGACACCAUUCACUUGUAAUGAUUAAGAUUGUACUCAGUCAGAACUGCAAAACUAUAUACUACAAGAAAUUUUGAGCAUUUAUAUAAAAAAAUAUAAAAAUAUAGAUUAGUAUACCCUGAGUACUGUAGUGUCAGUAGUGACACAGCAAGAUGAAUAUAUAAAUGUAGGCUGGUAGGAUUAUUUCAUAUUAUGCUAUUAACAAUGGACAUAUCUCAGAGAUAUAUUUUUACAGACCGUCAUACCUUUUACAAAAUUCGUUUGACAUGUUAAUAGAUGUAACUGACACUGGGUUGCUAUAGGAAUAUAUUUGUACUAGUCAGAUAAUUUUUCUUCGUAUACAAUUGUGUCAUUGUGUGUUCCAAUAGUGGAUUCGUUCGUUUCAAUGGGUAAAAUAAUUCGACCAAAACAGUCAUACCUUUUAUAAAAGUCGGUUGACAUGUUAAUACAUGUAACUGCUGGUAAGUUACUAUGUCCAGACAACAAUCCACACUGGGUAGCUAUAGGAAUAUUUUUGUACAAGUCAGAUAAUGUUUCCUUCGUAUACAAUUGUAUCAUUGUGUGUUCCAAUAGUGAAUUGCAUUCCUUUCAAUAUGUAAAAUAAUUCGACCAAAACACAUUGUUAUUUGUGAUCAAACUUUCAUCUUACCUUGAAGAACAUUUUCGAUAAAUAGCCAGACAUAAAAUUUGCAGCAAGCUGGAAUUAAAAUUUACAAAAGGCACGAGGCAACUAUUUACAAAUUGUAAUACUGUAGUCCAUUGUCCAUGGUGGUGUUCGCGAGUCUCAGCCAGGGUAUUCGGAAAGUCAAAUCGCGAUCUGGAGUAUGCUAUAUAAAUUUCUGUGACGUCAAAAUACGUCAUAAAUCUGAAAAUCCGUACGUACGUACACCUCCAAAAUCGAGUUGUCGUUCGGCUAUACAUAACUCGGCCGGAAACGGACUGGUGCGAGAAAAACAAAUUGUCAAGAAUAGUGCGCUGCCUUCGGCAGCAAUGAAUGUUUGUGAGAGCAAUGAUAAAAUUAUUUUCAUGAGGUGAAAGAUGGAACUUUCCAUUCUACGAAGGCGACAGGCGUGUGGAAUGCAAAAUUCCAUCUUUCACCGAAUGAAAAUAGUUUUACUAUUGCACGAAUGAAAACAGUCAUUAUUGAAAACGUACAUUGGUGUAAGUGAAAUGUCUUACUGGGAUUUUACUUUCAGAUUACGACGAAUGCAACCCUGCACAGAGUGUCCACAUACCUGAUUGUGGUAACAAUGCAACAUGUGUCAACACAAAUACAAGUUAUGAUUGUGUCUGUGAUGAUGGAUUUAUUGACGAUGGCAGCGGAUGUAACAGUGAGUACAAGCAUCCUCUGUAUCCCACAGAAAUUUUAUGUACACGUUCCUAUUACCAAUUCAUAGAAUUCUAAAAUCAUCCAAAUGUGAUAUUCUUCGAAAAUCGUAAGAUCAAGUGAGAACAUUUUUCACUCCUGAAGACGUCCUCAUGUGGUGAGAACAUGGUCAUGCUUCGAAAGCAAAUUCGUUAUCAUAAUAAAGUCACUCAUAAGUAAAGUCACCUCAUCAGAUCAAAAUCCUCCAUCCUCUUAUAUUACAUAGAACAACAACCUGUGUAGCCAAUAAAAUACCUCUUUCGCCAGAGCCCAUCAUCGCGCAAUAAGAAUUGGUAAUUAAGGUGACAACUCAGUUUUCAGAUCCAGGACAGGUUUACAUUAUGCCUCCUUAUUUUGAUAAGUUUAUGUGUGAAAAAUAAAUUACACUAUGAAUGGAAUUACACUAUGUAUUCAAUUCUGGUCAACUAGUUCACGUAAAAGUUGUUACCAGUGUCCUUUCGCGUUUUGCAUUUCCUUUCAUGUUUGCGAAGAAGAGUUUGACUCAUCCUCAUUAGACGAAGAAGAAAUAUUGCUUCUUCUUCUCUUAAUGCGACGCAGACGAAGACGUUUAAGAGCUUCGCACCGAAAAGUAUCGACGAAACGGUGACCAUAAAGACAUGGAUAUUCAAUCCACAGAUCAGUGAUUUUGUCCUCCAACAUAGCAUCAGCAACAACACUACUACUCGCCAUUUUAAUUUGAAAAUAUGAGUCAACACGCAUGCGUAUUUGUCUCCUAUUGUAAGCUGGUAGCUUAGCACGCGCGCACACUUGAAGGAAUACGAGAUUCCCCUUAUUACGUUUUCGUAGUGCUUUGCAUUGUGGUUAUAGUGGUAUCACUGAUAUUCAAGAUGGCUUAUUUUUUGUCCUGACCCGUGCAAGAACUUUUAAUAGCUAGGGUCAAGUGCGCGAUAGCCAACAGCAAAAUAUUCGCGAAAACAUUCAAUAUUUUUUUCAUUCGAGGCCGCUAUCUUUAUCAGGGAUACCACUAUAACCACAAUGCAAAGCGCUACGAAAACGUAAUAAGGGGAAUCAUCAAUUGUUCACUCGUGCACAAAAUUAUUCAACAUGUUGAAUAUACGGCGCCGAUGGCACACGUGAACAAUAGCGCUCAAAACGCCACCGCUCAUUGGGGGACUUUACGCCAACAGUCACGAGUGAAAUUUUGCUAAGCUGAUAGCUCUAAUGUGCGGCGGGCUGUAGCAAACACAGCAAUCACCAAUUACUUGCUAUUUACGUAGUCCCGUAGCUCUGUUAACAUACGUUUUAACAUCAAUACAUAAUAUCAUAUUUCACUUAUUUCAUUUGCCUAUUUGUAUCUGGUCCAAACCUCGUUUAAUAAAUAGUCAGUCAGAGAACGCGUCUGCCAAAUUUAUUAUGUCUCAACCUGGCUGGGCCUUCUUCAUAUUUCCUCACAAAGGAUAAUCUCUCAUCUAAUAUUCUAUGGCGAUUAUGUUGGCAGUAAUAAAAGUGCACAAGGACGGUAAUUUGGUGUCCGUAAAGCAUCACAAAAAAUAUAUUAUAGCCAAAAUAUAUAUUUCAGCCAUUUUAAUUGUCUUUUCUAAACAGUCAACUGCAUGAUGAUGUUUACUGUCGUUCCAAUUGAAGUGUUCCUCAAAUAUUGAUUCAAUACAUUACCUUGGGCUGACCAAUUCAUUUGAUUGAAAAUUGAUCAACUUCCUGUUACUUUCAAAUGAGCCAAUUAGAUUUCGUUUCAGAACCGAUUGACCAAUAGGAAACGUACAGGAAGUAAAAGGAAAUUUGAAUUCGUAUGAAUUGGUCAGCCCGAGGUAAUGUAUUGAAUCAAUAUUUGAAGAACACUUCAAUUGGAACGACAGUAAGACGAUCAAAUCUUUUCAUUGUUUUUUUACAAUUUCGUCGCCUCAAUCUCUGCAUACAUUUAUUCGCAAAUCGUUCGCAGUCCUGUACGGCUGUACCAUUGUCUUGAAAAUAUCACGUUAAUUUAACUUUAUUUGCUAUUAAAUUUACCAUAUUUUUAUUUUCUUUCAGUCAUUCCUAUAAUGCAAGAAGGUAAGUCAUUUGACUGUUCUGUACAUCUUUCUGUUCAUUGAAAUAUGCCGGCUUUUAUAUACCGAUUCUUUUUAACGGGUACGUUCCAAAUGAUCUUUGCAUUUUCCAAACUAAUCUUUUUCAACAGAAACGGCCUCUUUUUGAAGACACCAGAAAAGUUUUACUCCAAAUUGGAAACAUUCAUAUAGAAUUAAUGCAAUUGAUUUUUAUACACCGCGAAAUUUUUAUCAGAAAUGCUGAUACUUUUGGAGCCUUCUAUAGCUUAAAUAUGCCAACAAUUGCAGAGAAUCGAUGUUCAAAGUAUCUGAAAUUCUGAUACUUUGCAUGGGGGGUUUUCGACAGCUUAACUAAACCAAAAAUUGCAGACAUUCGAUGUCCAAGGUAUCAGAAAUUCUGUUACUUCCUGUCUUUUUAUAAACUUGAGAAUGCCAAAAAUGCAGAGUUUGGAAGCUCAAUUAAGGUAUCAGAAAUUCUGAUACUUUUGGAGCUUUCUAUAGCUUAAAUAUGCCAAAAAUUGAAUAGAUUCGAUGUUCAAGCUAUCAGAAAUUCUGAUACUUCCUGUCUUUUUAUAAACUUGAGAAUGCCAAAAUUGCAGAGUUUGGAAGCUCAAUUAAGGUAUCAGAAAUUCUGAUACUUUUGGAGCUUUCUAUAGCUUAAAUAUGCCAAAAAUUGAAUAGAUUCGAUGUUCAAGCUAUCAGAAAUUCUGAUACUUCCUGUCUUUUUAUAAACUUGAGAAUGCCAAAAUUGCAGAGUUUGGAAGCUCAAUUAAGGUAUCAGAAAUUCUGAUACUUUUGGAGCUUUCUAUAGCUUAAAUAUGCCAAAAAUUGAAUAGAUUCGAUGUUCAAGCUAUCAGAAAUUCUGAUACUUCCUGUCUUUUUAUAAACUUGAGAAUGCCAAAAUUGCAGAGUUUGGAAGCUCAAUUAAGGUAUCAGAAAUUCUGAUACUUUUGGAGCUUUCUAUAGCUUAAAUAUGCCAAAAAUUGAAUAGAUUCGAUGUUCAAGCUAUCAGAAAUUCUGAUACUUCCUGUCUUUUUAUAAACUUGAGAAUGCCAAAAUUGCAGAGUUUGGAAGCUCAAUUAAGGUAUCAGAAAUUCUGAUACUUUUGGAGCUUUCUAUAGCUUAAAUAUGCCAAAAAUUGAAUAGAUUCGAUGUUCAAGCUAUCAGAAAUUCUGAUACUUCCUGUCUUUUUAUAAACUUGAGAAUGCCAAAAUUGCAGAGUUUGGAAGCUCAAUUAAGGUAUCAGAAAUUCUGAUACUUUUGGAGCUUUCUAUAGCUUAAAUAUGCCAAAAAUUGAAUAGAUUCGAUGUUCAAGCUAUCAGAAAUUCUGAUACUUCCGGAGCCUUCCAAGUGCUGCUCAGAAAUAACCUAACACUGCGUUUGCGUUCCAAACGCUGUCCGAACGCGGUCGGAACGCUGUUGGAACACGAUCGAAACGCGGUUGGAACGCGUUCCAGAGGAAACUUGGAAACGCGUUCCCCACUGUGGUUAAAAACCGCGUUUUCGCAUCGGAAAAUCCAGACACCGAAUGAAACUUGAGCUACUGUAGGGUUUUGAAAGUUGACAACUGUGAACAAUUAUUACACUGACCUGAAAGGUCAAGUGUCUCAAUCCCUAAUUUUCUGUUUUUUUCGUCGUCGAGAAAUCGAGUUUGCGUUAGCGCAUCGCAGGCUCAGGGUGCAACGAUUAAGCCAAAAUGCCAUCGACUCCUCGAUUUAAAUAUUACUGUAACAAGCUCGUAUUUAUGUACGUAAUACCCGGCUCACGCCAUGCUUGUCGUACAUUUUUCGUUUAUUAGCCCAUACACUUGUACGCACGCGCACAAUUCCAAACUCCAAGGGUAGAGUGCUCCUGUGACAUAUUCAGUCCAGUUUCAAAAUGAUGGCUUUUCACUGAGUGAUCUAUAUAUAUUUCACACAGUCAGUCGUUGAAUUUUCAAAGAAUUGUGCCGGUUUUCUAUGGAUUGUGCCGGUUUCCUAUUGUGUCGCACUCUGGACUUUCUUGCGUGUUGAAUUAAUGUGUUUUUCUUCGCGUAACGACUUGAAAACCCCAAAAUUUGGACCCAGCGAAUUUAUACAAUAUAGUGGAAUAUAAACAAGGACAAGUUAAAGGUUUGACAAUUUUUCCUUUUAAUAAACAACUAUAAAUAUACAUUGUAGACUCAUAUAAACAUCCGUUGUGUACUUAUGUUCAUUUUUGUGUCGCACUCUGGACUUUCUUGCGUGUUGAAUUAAUGUUUUUCUUUUUGUAUUAAACGACUCUCGAAAACCCCAAAAUUUGUACCCAGCGAAUUUGUACAAUAUAGUGGAAUAUAAACAAGGACAAGUUAAAGGUUUGGCAGUUUGACGACACAACGUAGUUUUAAUUAAACAAAAUAUCCUAAUUCCUUACGAUAGUUUUAGUCAAAUGUCGACAAUAUACCUUACAUGUAUUUAAAAUUUGCGCAGUACUAGAAUUCGCGCAGCGCUAGGUGCACAAAUUGUAGAGAUAUAAUCCGCACGAAAAGCUUUGUGUAGCUAUAGUAAAGAUAAAGCGUGCGUUCAAAAUACCAACAAGAACUAAACUUCUCAUUUGCCUAAUGCAAUAACAUUAGUUCGACGCGAAUUUUAAUACAAGUAAAGUAUGGCAUCAUAUUUCAUAAUAUAACAUAAGAUAAGAUCAACUUUAUUUAAAUACAUUAGCCUUUUCAGCCAAUUCUGAUUUCCAAAAGGGAUGUGUAAAUAUUUACAACUUAGAACUACUUUAAUAAUACUGUACAUACAAAUAAUUAGACAAAUAAAUAAAUAAUUAUCACAGUUAUCACGCAAAAUAAUAUUAAGAUAAGAUUAGAUUAAGGUCGAGGAGGAAAGCUUACUACAAAACGACUUAUACCAUACCGAAUUUCGUAUUUCCUUUGGUAUCUGAUUCCAUACUUUAGAUCUACUAUAUCCGAAACUUUUUUUUAGAGGUUCUGUUUUAGGUUUUGAAAUAUAAAGCUUUGUCGAAGAGCCUCUCAAAUUGUAAUCAUGAAUGGUAUUCACACCUUGGAAAGCUUCGCAUUGUCUUUGAGGAGCUAAACCAUUAACUGUCUUAUACAUGAGCCCGGCUUUCAUUUGUGCCCUACGUUCUUCAAGUGUUUCCCAGCCUAGGGACUUUCUAGCCAAGACAGACUGACCAUGCUAAUUUUUUAAGUUCAUGAUCAGCCUAGCCGCUCCAUUUUGGAGUUUCUGAAGUCGUUCACUUACACUUUUAUUAAGUGUAUCCCAUACUUCACAGCAAUAAUCGAAAUAAGGUUGGACUAAGGCAUUAUAAGCCAUAAUCAAAGUGCUUUGUUCAACCUAUUCCCUUAGCCCUCUAAUAGCCCCAAUACCAGAUGUAAUUUUACUGCUAAUAUGGUUAAUGUGUUUUUCCCAACUCAAAUUCUCGUCUAGUUGAACUCCAAGCACUUUGGUGUUAUUUACUUUUUUGAUCAGUUUGUUAUCAAUUUUAACUCCUUGUUGGGUAUCUACAUUAUUUGUUUUGUAACGUGAUCCAAUCAAGACAUACUCCGUUUUUGCUAUAUUUAAACUGAGUUUAUUUGCACAUAGCCAUUUCUGAACAUUCAUCAUGUCUAUACUCGCCCUCUCCUCCACCUCAUCUAUUGUUUCAACUCAGCGUUUAUCCUAGGAGUUGUGCGUUCAAAGCAGUUUGGCAAAUCAUUUAUAUAGAUGAUAAAUAAAAGAGGGCCAAGUAUACUUCCCUGAGGAAUGCCACAAAUGACUUCUCUCUCCUCUGAGAGCAUACUGGUUAAUUGCCAGCUUUGCAUGUGUUCGGUGCGUCAGACAAGAACGCAAAAGAUUUAACGCUUUUAUUUGAAAUCCAUACAUUUGAAACGUACUUAAUAGUAUUUUGUGAUUGACUGUAUCAAAUGCCUUUUUCAGGUCGAGAAAGACAACUAAGUUAUAAAGCCCGUGGUCCAUGUUGGCAUACCAUUCGUUCGUACAAUCCAACAAUGUAG